GGGAUAAAAACUAUACCAAAUAAACUUUUUAUAACAACAGGCGGUUCAUACGCACAUUUUUUCCAUAAGGUAAACCAUAGGAGGGGUUAACCACUGCACCAUGUCAGCUGAGGCAGCACACAUUCUCAAAAAAAAGGAGGCCAUUUUAUCUCUAGAAAAAUUUUUAGACCGAAAGAUUGUGGCCAUUUUAGAUGAACAAGAAGAGGUCCAUGGGAUUCUCAAAGGCUUUGACAAUAAUAUUAAUUUAGUGCUCGCGGAUGCGGAGCUGUGGGCUAAAAGCUGUAUCGUGCGCAAAAUAGGGGCAUGCGUAAUGCGUGGUGGACAUAUUGCUUCGAUUUCUUCGGGUGAUAUGGUUAUUUUGACGUCUUCUCCAUUUUAGCAAGCGUCAUUCACUCACUUUCCUUUUGAUUGCUAUGACACGGUUUAAUAUCAACACCAAUAGACCUGUACAAGAAACUAUAGGUAACUACUUUACGUACCAUAACUAACUAAUCUUUUCAGUUGUGGUUUU
Phytomonas sp. Hart1 is the source of this 511-nucleotide messenger RNA. The record is from the annotation of a GenBank genome assembly. NCBI's taxonomy places the organism in Eukaryota, Euglenozoa, Kinetoplastea, Trypanosomatida, Trypanosomatidae.